UAAUCAUAAUGUAGAGGACUUCAUACCGUUGAAAAGGCAACACAAAAUAAAAUAAAAAUUGAAAAAAUAAUUAUAAACAAAACCAAAUGCAAAUUUGAAAAUUUCCACGUCCAAAGACACCUAUAUAAGGACCCUGCUCUCCAUCUUCCUUUCUCAUUCCUUCAUUUUGCUCCUCUCCUCUGAACUUUUGUGCUUGUUUACUUCACCCAGAAAAGGGCCAUGGCACAUACAUUUCAGGCCGCACAGACUCUUGCCAUUGUCAUUCUCUUUCUCUUCAGCAAUGCCGUCGUAGAGGACAUACUCUUCCAUGAUGAGAGCCUCAACACAGGAGAGUUUCUUGAAAACGGGCCCUACCGGUUUAUAAUGCAGGCUGACUGCAACCUGGUGUUGUAUGUGAAUGGCACGAGGGCGCUUUGGUCUUCUAGGACGAAUGGAAGGGGCACAUCUUGCCGUGCUACACUGCAGAACAAUGGCAACCUGGUCGUGUUGUCGGGGACGGAUGUCGUGUGGACGAGCAACACGGCCGUUGGAGCAAAUAAUUAUCGUCUCAUUGUUCAAGGGGAUGGGAAUGUGGUGAUCUACGGCGGAGCUAUGUGGGCCACCAACACUGUACAGAGUAACAGACGGUUGCUUUGAGGACUUGCAAGUGAGCCCUUGUGUGAUGGAUGUAACACACAAGGGGGUAUGUUGUUGCACCGCGUUUUUCUGCUUAAUAACUUUGAAUUAGAGAUUAUCUUCUAAAGAGAGAUCAUGUGUUUUUUCAUUUGUCAUAAGAAAUAAAAUCAAUGUAAGUUUG
Magnolia sinica is the source of this 796-nucleotide messenger RNA. RefSeq names its product mannose-specific lectin-like. The transcript has a single exon. The record is from RefSeq and is a predicted model, not a curated record. The coding region runs from base 220 to 636 and encodes 138 amino acids. Lineage: Eukaryota; Viridiplantae; Streptophyta; Magnoliopsida; Magnoliales; Magnoliaceae.